AUGCGCUCCCUACGCUCAUGUGCAACGCGCCGAUUGCGCGCAUCUCUCGCCUCUGAAUCUGCCGCCUCGUCCCCGUUCCGCACGCGCCAAAGCACCGCACCAUGUCUCCUCUGCGCGCACCGCAUAGCACCCCAAGCAUCGCUUCGACGCUUCCAGUCGACAUCGAGCAGCGCAAAUGCCGUGGAAAAGCCGUUUGGCACACAAACACCCAGUACAAACCAGUCGCCACAAGUCCCGCAAACACACUACGACUUCUUCCCCUCGACGCUGCCAGACGGCCCCCCGCCAAACGGACCUUUUGCCAUUGACCUCUCCGCCUUGAAGCGCGAGUUUCUCCAAUUGCAGGCGCGCGCGCAUCCCGACCUGCAUCCCCAGGCGAACAAGAAGCGCGCCGAAGCAACGUCGGCGCGCAUCAACGAGGCGUACAAGACGCUUCAGAAUCCGCUGCUGCGGGCGCAAUAUCUGCUUUCGCUGCGGGGCAUCCAGGUCGCCGACGACGAGACGGCCAAGGUGGAGGAUCCCGACUUGUUGAUGGAGGUGCUGGAGGCGCGCGAGAGUAUCGAGGAAGCGGAGCGUGAAGAGGAUCUUGAGGAGAUGAGGGAGCGGAAUGAAGAGCGGAUAGCGCAGAGUACCGAGAUACUCGACUCGGCGUUCAAGCAGGAUGACUUGGAUGCGGCCAAGAGCGAGGCGGUUAAGUUGCGGUACUGGGUCAAUAUUCGAGAAAGCAUUGAGAACUGGGAGAAGGGUGCACCGGUUGUAUUGCAGCAUUAG
Messenger RNA from Exserohilum turcica Et28A, 771 nucleotides. RefSeq lists its product as uncharacterized. The transcript has a single exon. Gene Ontology annotation, biological process: protein complex oligomerization; [2Fe-2S] cluster assembly. Bases 1 to 771 code for a protein of 256 amino acids. The record is from RefSeq and is a predicted model, not a curated record. Gene Ontology annotation, molecular function: protein-folding chaperone binding; ATPase activator activity. Gene Ontology annotation, cellular component: mitochondrion. NCBI's taxonomy places the organism in Eukaryota, Fungi, Ascomycota, Dothideomycetes, Pleosporales, Pleosporaceae.